UUUUACCUGUUGAAUGAUUUCGCAUCGUUGGGAAAGAGCCAUAAAAUGCUGCUUAUAAGACUUGGGCUUGUUCUCACGAUAUUCAUUCGAAUCCACGUCGUCGUCAAGAGGCGUCGGAGACGCUGAUUGUUCUGGAACUGUUGUAGUCACCGUAUCCGUCUCAUGGUUCGAGUUUUCCAGGAGAUCCAUGAUGGCUAAGGAUAUAAAUAAUAAAGGUUUUUAAAUUACCGUAACGAAUGAGGCGGCGAUCAGAGACAUCGUACAUAUUAACGGUAAUACGAGGGAGUAAUAUUAUGACCGCGAAUUUAUAGUCAGUAGUCACCACUCACCAAUAGGCAAUAAUUCAUAUUUCGUCAAAUUGUUAUAAUUCGUACAGCAGUCCAAAACAAAAUAUGUCUUAUCUCUGAUAACGGGCCGGUACUGAUAGUGUGUUUUCGUUAUUACUUUUUCUGCAAUAAAUGUUUUAAGAAACACUGGCGAUCGGCAAUCUGCUUUUUGCCCCACUGAGGAAAACAGCUGUAAUUACUACUAUAUCGUUCGGUAUCGGUGUCGAUUAGCUCUGUAUUUUCUCUGUGACUAUGCUCAAAACGUAACGAUCUGCACAAUACACAACUACACACACUCACGCAAAUGACAAACGUAACACACGUUCACUAGUUUAAUUGUUACACACGAUUAUAUUUUAACGUAUUUGUUUUGUUUUUCCUUUUUUUUUUUUUUUUCUGUUAAUUGUUUAUGUUAUUCAGCCAUUUAUCUUCCGAAUAUAUAUAAUAUAAUUUUUUUUUUUAUAUAAAUAUUAUAUAUUCUCCGUACAAUUAUUAUUAUUUAUUAUAAUAUUGUAUUAAUAGUAGUAACAAUCAACUCCGCCGCCAAGUAUUCAAUUGUCUAGUCCUAAAUAAUAUAUUUAUUAAUUUAUUAUUAUAAUAUAAAAUCGUAAUAUACAGUGCGUAAGUGUCCUGAACUGCAUACGGGAGCCGAAUAUGUUUAUCUAGCAAAAGGUAAGCAAUUUUGAUAUUCCUAAGAAAUAAACAAAAUAAUCCAUUAAAUCUCGAGUUCACAAUUGGACUAAAUUACGAAUGAAAAUUUAUUGAAACUAUAUUAUUUGGUUGAUGAAUUCAAAUAAUUUUUAGGGUAAUGAACCUUAUUACUUGUGAUACCUAUAUGUAUACAUAAAUAUAUUAUAUAGUUGGUAUUAUUAUUUAUUAUGUGAUAUUACUUAUCAUAGGUAGUUGACAUUUUAUAUUUUAAAAAAUAGUAUUUAAAUACCUAUUUACAUUUUUCUUUAUUAUAAAAUACUUACUCUUAUAAAGAGGAUUAAGUAUUGAUUAUUUUUAGUUAAUUAUUUGAUGUGCCUAAAUCGUAUUACUAAUAAUAGUAUGACUACUUACUAUAUACCCUUUAAUUGUUUGAAAAUUCCAAGUCUAGCCCAAUCGUUUUUUUUUUUUUUUUAAAUUUGUAUUUUCAAAAAUAAACUCUCAUCGUUUUUUUACAGGUUUUGUAAAAAACUGACUGAAUUCUGGGGCUGGCUUGGGGUGAAAAAAAGAGUAAAAAUAUCGAAUAUCGCCGAAUACAAUUUGUAUUUGAAUUUUCGAUUUUCCCAUUUCUCGUAAAUAUUUGGCAGGUUUAAAAGUGCGCAUUUGCGAUCUUAGACAAAUUUUGAUCUCUGCAAAAGUCUGCUUAUCUGGGUCGAUAAAAACAGUCAAAAUAAAAUCGAAAAAUCAUACAUAUACUCUCCAUUCCCCUUCCGUAACUUAUCGACAUUCUUCAGUUAGAAUUAACAUUCCAAUUUCCAGCAAAAAUAUACGAGAUUUUUAACACUUUUAUUGGUUAUUUACCCUAAAGCAAUGUUGAAAAGGGUUAAAAAGUUUACUAUCGAAAUUCCGACCGAUUGGAGUUUUAUUAGAUCACUAGCUAUAAUACUAUUAGAAAACCACUAUAGCAUUGUCCGAUAUUUUUAGGUUUAGUUUUAACCCCGAGAGCCCGACAGACUAUGGAUAAUACAUUUUUUCUAAAUCCCCAAACGCGAGCUUCAAAACUCGUCGUAUCUCGGCGGGACGUGAGAAACUCGAAAUUUCAAUCACGGGUCAUUGGUCAGAAGAGGGGCGCACGGAAAAUAUAUCUAUUUGGCGUUUUUCGAUAUAUUGACGUUGUGUAAAUUAUUGUUUUGCGGCUUAUACAUUAGACAAAAAGGAUCACUAUCAAUUCUGAAACCCCUUUUCUACAAAUUAUCGCGUGUUGUUUGGAAAAAUAAGUCCAAAAUGUAUUUUAAUAUAAAAAAAAAAAUCCCGGAAUGGCGAAUAAGAAGUUAAUUGUAGGUUUAUUUUAAAAUUAUAAUUCUAAAAAGUUAGUACAAGUAGCGAUUUUUGAUCACAAAUUAUGGGUUGCCCUUAUUUUUUAAAUUUUUUUUGGCAAAACGGAUCGCGUCCCAAGUACAGAAAACUUACAUGGUAAUUUAAGAUAUAUAAUUAUAUAAUUAGAUUAACACUAGAUUAGAUUAGUACUACAGUAUUACAAUUUAAAAAUAAAAUUAAGGGUAAAAUGCAUGUUGCUAUGUUGAUAUGUUAUAAAAAUUGUUCACAAAUUCCUCAAACGCGUUUUAUUUGGAAGCUACCUACUUGCAACAAUAUACAUUUAGCAAUUAAUUGGAAUGGAUUUCCAGGUCGAAAUAAUGUUUUUUUUAUUUAGAUUCCGAGUUUAGUGAAAUAGCUAAUAUAGCUGUACAAAGAUGUGAUUUUUUGAAAAAAAAUUUUGUUGUUAAAUGCUCUGAUUUAUUUAUGCCAUACCAAAAAAAAGAAAUUCCUGGUUAAAUAUUUUUUUUUCAACCCAUUGGUUUUUUAUGAUAUUUUUUUACAGUAUUUUGGUUAGGUAGUUUUCUUCACACAAUAUCUCAAAAUAUGAGGAAUUCCUAUACUUUAUUUGAAAUAGUUAUUGAAAAUUUGUUGUUCUUUUGAUUUAUAUUAAUUGUUUGAUUGCCUUGGCAAUAAGGGGUAGUAACUACUGCACUCAGAAAUGUUUUUGUCAAUAAUGAUUUAUCAUUUCACACCGUUUUUAAACUAAAUAUGUUAAUCUCUACGUCCUACCUAUCCACCUAUAACUGUCAGCAGUAUCAACUAUUUUUUAUUUAAGUACUAUAGUUAAAUGUUGACAAUAUUAUGAUAUUAUUAAUAUUUAAAUAAAAUAAAACAUUUUAUGAUCAAAUUAUUUUAAUUUUAUACUUGCAAUUUUCUUAAUAUUAUCUACAUAGGUAGUUUAGUGGGCAUUAUAUGGCCUAUGAUACAAAUAUUGGUAGGCAGUAGACACUAUUUCUUCAUAUUAUUUUUUUAAUGUACCUACAUAAAGUUAGGUUUUUGUGACAAAUUUAUUGAUCACAUUUUGUAUAAUUAGACAUAAGUAAGGUUUUUAUUUUAAUUAUUGGUACUGUACAUUUUAUAUUCAAAUUGAACCCAUAUAAUUUUGUAAAAUUAUUAAUGAAUAAUCAAUAAUGGACAAGAAUAAAAUGAAACCUUGUUAUGUAUUUCUAUUACACUUAUUUUCAAUAUUUUUGCAAAACUGUAUAGAUUUAGAUUUUAUUAGAAAAUAUAAAUUAGGUAGUUCAUAUCACGUGAAACUUAAAACUUACGAUAAGCCACACUGAAUGAAUGCUUUUUAGUGUUCUGUGUAAAAAUAUAAUUAUUAUAAGAUAAGGUAGGUACUUAAGUAUUUAUUUAUUUAUUAGGUUAGGUAAUAAUAAUUAAAUCCUGUGAAUUGAAGUUUAAAUUAACUGUGAUAAUCUAAGAAAAUUGUUUAAAGAAUAUUUUUAAUCUUAUACAUUAAAGAUAAAAUUAUGUAUAGUGUAUAAGUAGGCAAGUGCAUUUCAUAAAUAUUAUAUUAUUUUCUGUUCUUGUCGCAGACCACUAUCAAAACACUUUGACAUGCGGUCCAAUUUUUUCGUACCUAGUGACAUUUUUGCUGUUUACUAUUUCAUAAAUGUAACUUGCAAUAUUUUGUUAUUCAAAAAACUACAUUAAUAAUAACUGAUGUUGUAAUUAUUGUGUAUUUCUGUAGAAUAAUAUUAUAUUUUUACUUGUAUUUAUAGUGUUUGGAAGACAGCGGCAGUGUGUCAUCUCGAUAAUGUUAGUAAUUUGGCCGUACAUACAAUUUUGUCUUACACUGUUUUAAUUAUGGUUAUUAAAUGUUAUGGGUUUUAUUCAAUUUUUAAUUAUGUUUUCACAUUCAAAGAGAUUUAAAGUAAGUGAUGAUUAUGUACCUAUCUAUAUUAUUUGGAUAAACUGUUUUUAAAUUUGAUCACGCUAAUUAUUGAUAAUUAUCUGUUUCAUACUAUAUCUAAUAUAUACUUGAAAAGUUUUUUGUUUGCAUUUAAUUUGUAUAUAUUGUUUCACAAUAAGAAUAAUAAUUUCAUAAUUUUUUUUAAAAAAUAAAUUAUUUUGGAAUCACUCAAAUUUUAAUAAAUAGAUUCACUAUUUAAAACAUUUUAUUUAUGAUCAAAUAUUUAAUACAUUUUAAUAAGGAAUUUAAAUUUAUUGUAAAAUUUCAAGUUUCAAUGCAGUAUAAUGUAUAUAACUUAGGUAUAUGUUGUUUAAAUACAUAUUGAUUUUGUAAAUUAAUAUGAAUAUGAAAUCUUAAUAUGCCAAUCAAUGCAUAUUUUUUUCCUCUGCUAAAUGGUAAAAUGCCUUGAAACAAUAUAUAUACAUUUAAACAUUUCCGUGAUUGUGAUAGGAUGUGGUAAAAAAUUGAUUGCAAAAACUCCCCAGGGAUAUCCAAAAUAGUGUGCUGGCGCCGGAAAAACAUUUUAAUAACUGUAAUGUUAUAUUAUUUAAAUAUUGUACAGUUGCAUUAAAUAACAAGAGCAAUAUGAACUUAAAAUUUAAAGAGCUUGGUUCUUGAGUAGGUACUUAAAAAUAUUUGAAUAUUUACCGCUAUGCUACUCAAUUAAAAAACAAUCACGAAUCACUGCACAUUAUUGAUAUUAAUUAUUUUGAGUAGGUAUCAAUUGUAUUAUAAUCUCUAUCUACAAAUAAGAUUAAAUUGAUGAUAAAAUUAUACUUAAAAAUAAUUUUAAUUCCUAUUCAAAAGGUAUUUCUGAACUAUACUUAUAAAUUAUCAAAGAAAUUAAACAUUGAUUAGUGCUGAUAAUUUAUAUCUGCUCUUGAAACUAAUAAUCUCUAUAGAAUAGUAACCUUUUUGAUUAUCACAUUAUCUAUUUAAUACAAUGUACAAGUUUAAAAGUAAUUUCAUUAGAUAAACGGCUUAAUGACUUAAUUAAUUAGUUUUAAUAUAUUAUGUACAUUUCAUUUACAAUUUGAUAGUUAAUAUGACAUACCAUAAAAUAUAGUAUAAUUGUUAUAAUUUCCCCCAUUGGGUAAUUUAAUUUUUUGAGUUCAUGAUUUACAUAUUAUUACUUAUUAGCCAAUGUUUAAUAAAACCUAAUGUAAUUUUUAAAAAAUCAUUAAAUUUGCUUAAAAUGUUGUAUGCAGUUAUUUUAGACAUUUCCGGAUUAGGUACUUAAUAAGAAAUUGAGAUAAUAAUUUGUUAAUUUUGUUUAAAUUUUGUUACAUAACUACUAAGUUAUUUUAUCUUUAGACAACAUCUCUUAUAACAAAUAAAUAUACAUGUAUAUAUUAUAUUUGCAUGAUCUUUUCAAUAACAAGCAAUAAAAUACAAUUGACAUUCAAGUUACCUAUCAAUAAAUAUAAGCGCUUAAACAAUGUUUGAAUAAUUUAAAAAGUUAGUAUUUAUUAAAUAAUGUCUUUGGAUUCUAUAUAUUUUAUAGCAUCAUAUGUGCAGUUAUUUAAUGUCACCUUAGAAAAAUUGUUUUUCACAUUCUCCAAAAUUAUGCUUUGCUAUUUGUAUUUAAAGACCACAAUCUCAGAAGAGAAAAGAGGUUAAACUAUUCUUGUGUAACAUUUAUCCAGUUUACUGUGUGUUGUUCAUAGAUCUGUUAAGAGUAAGCCACUAUUUGCGAGGAAGGUGGAGACCUAGAGGUAGGAUAAAGAGAUGUUCAAUUAUAUUUUCCAAAUCAGGGUUAUUUGUUUAACAUUCUAUAUUCCAUUUUGCUAAAAGGUCAACUUUAUAGUUCAAUGUUUACUAAAAAUGUGUUAGGUAACUAUUACAUUACUCGGCAUAUUCUGGAGUUUGGGUCUAAAAGAACCAUUGUCACUUUUUGUUGAAAAUGAGUUGUACGGCCAAUCAUAUAAAGUUUUAUGUGCUUUUUCUAAUAGUAAAAGAGCGUAUCUCAAUCAUGUAAGAUUUGAAAAGACCAAUAUUGUUAGAAAAAUUACUAUUGCAAUAUCAAUUCAUAAAAAUGUGUUUUAUUCUUAAUUUUCCCAAAUUAAUUAAGUGAUAUUGACCCAGGCCCCAUAAUUAUAAACUUGUUUUAUUUUGUUGAAUAAUAUAAUUCAUAUUUCUUAAAUCUUAACAUUUCCAUAUGAGGUACAUUAAAAUGUAUACUUUACAUAAACUAUUAAGAUUCCAGACAGUACAAAAUAAUAAUAUAUACUAAGUUGAUUAGGUUUUCUAUUCAAUGUAAUUAUUCUAAUAUUGUACUUGUGUAAUUUAGUUAUUGAUUUAAAAUUAAUAUAUGAUUUAUAAUUUAAAAUAUUUGUAAACUAAAAUAACUCCUGGACUUCUACACAAGUUUUUCUCAAUGAGGCCCAGUAAUAUAUUAAUUUCAAAACAAAAUAAAUAAAAACAAAUUUACAGGUGCUAAUACAUUUAACUGAUAUCACAUAUUACACACAUCUACCAAACAGUUUUAGUACUAUGAAGGUGCAAACUUUUAAAAAAAAUUGUAAAUAUCGUGAAAGCUUGAAUUUUCUAAAGACAAUUAAUAAAAUAAACAAUUAGUUAUCAGUUUAUGACAAAAUGAGAUUGUUUACAAAUUGAUGGUUUAGUGUUAAGUUGUUAAAUUAUUUUUUAAUGCUAUAUAUACCAUUUUGAUUUUUAAACUUUUAACUACUAGUCCUACUACGUUCUUGAAAAUAUAAUUUGGAAAAUGGAAUAAAACUAUUUGUACUUCUUCUGUUUUAAGUUUAAAAGUAUAAAUUAUUUUAUUUUAUAAGGUAAAAUUUAAUAUAUAAUAUAAAUUUAUUAUAAAGUAUAAUUUGCUGUAUUUAUUCACGAAAAACACGAUUUUUUUUCAAAUUACAAUUUACAAUUUCAUACUUAAAAUUUGUACAGUUUAUAUUUUAUACCAUAAAUAUUGCUCCAAUAGAAAAACAAUGAGAAACUUUUUUAUUGAAUUUUUAAUUUAGUUGGUGACCAAUAGAGUAGUUUUUUUGAUAGUUAAGCAAAACCGAAAAGUACAGAGAAAAUACGUGGAAAGAACGGAUACAUUUACGAAAAUAAUUUGUUUAUUAUUUUAAUUUUUGUUUUUUCAAUGUAAUUCAGUUAAAAAUAUUCGUAGAGAUGAAAUGUUGAUGGAAAAUUUAAGUUCUUGCUUUUUCUGGACGUGGUAAAAUUUUCAAAACAUUUUUUUGCAAUUUUGGAACUAUUUAUAGACAUUUUAAUUUGGCGAGUUUUUUACGUAAUUUUUAUUUGGUAGGUAAUUGAAAGAAGACUGAACAGAAAUGCUUGAUAAUUUGACAGAAGGUUGAUUAUAAGCCAAACAUAGUUAUCAGAAAAAAAUUUGAUUGUCAUAGUAUUUUAAUUUUUUUUUUUUUAUUAGUUUUAAAAUCAAAUUUUGAUGAAAUUUGUAAAUAUUACUGCCUUUCAAAAGGUGUAUCAAAACAUGUAUAACCGAAUUUCGCUCUGAAUUGUUUUUCAUUAGCAAUAUUUUUGUCGUUGUAAGAUAUACAGAUAUAAAUUAAAUAACUUCAUGUAUCCCACCUUAUCAACUACCUAGCUCAGUCGCACCCGUCCUCAGUAUCAGCUCUUUUUUUCUAAAUUCGUAACGCUGUUCAAAAAUAAAAUGGAAUAAUUAGGUGGCUAUACCUACUUCGAAAUUUAAUAUGAUAACCAGAUAACACAUCUACCAUGCACGUACAUAAAUAACCUUCGCCCUACCCAAUAUACAAAGAUACCUUACACGUUAAUUAUGGUCACUUUUUUGUUACAUUCCUAAUAAACCAUAAUAUUUAAAACAAUUAUAAUUAUUUUAUCCAUGUUACGUUAUUUUUUAUUAUCUAUAUCAUAUACGAUGCCUUUUCUCUGUGUGGAAUUUCUUAAAUAAUUUAAUUAUGUACUCUGUGUGUAUUCUCACAUAUUAUUGUUACAGUUAAGUUAGGUUAAGCUAGGUGUUGUUCACAGUUUAUUUAAAUUGUAUUAGAGUAACUUUUAUAUAUAAACCCAUAUGUUUAUUAUUUGUAAUGAAAAGAGCCAGUAUAUUGUGAAUGUUUUAUGUAUAGGUAUCUAGAAUAUUAUUAAUAUUAUUUCAUUAAUCAAAAAAAAAAACGCCCUCUGGCUCGUAAUUAGGCUGUAUCUAAUGACCAUUUGUUUAGUUUCUCCAAUGUAUAACUUAUGCUACUUAUUAAUAACUUACAAAUAAAAAAAUAUUGAAAUCAUGUGUAAAUAUGUUUUUUAUUAUUAUUUAAUUAAUAAUUACCUAACACGUUUACACAUUUAAAAAAAAAAGGGAGGUCAUAAAUUUAAUUAUUUUUAAUUAGUUAAAUAAAAACUGUAUUUUAAGUAUAUCUACAUUAUUUAAUUUUUAAAUUUAAUGUAUUCAUCAUGUAUAUUAUUUGUUAUUAUAAUCAUCUGAAUUUAUGUUGGUCAAAAUCAUAAUUUAAUAAUGUUAAUAGAACAUUAAAUUAAUACAACUCUAAUAUAGCUUUCUUAAUAGUAUAUAACUAAUGUAUAAUUUAUCAAAUAAUUAUCUUUGAUAACAACCUGCUUAGAAGUAUACAAAAUGUACUUUUGUAAUUAAAUAUACCUAUGUUCUUAUUAAAGAUCAAUUAUCCAUUUUAAAUUGUAUAAUACAAUAUUAGUUAUAUUGUAUAACCUCUUCUUAAAAACAAUUUUAUUAAAAUUUAACAUUAUUUUUAUUGUAGUAAUUUAUUUCAUUUAAGUAAAAAAAUUAAAGUAGGUUAUUUAAUUUUUAUAAUAUGAGCAUAUUUCUACUUCAGUUAUAUAGAUAAAUAAAUACAAAUUACUAAAAACUAAUUAUAGUCUAAGAAGUUGCAAGUACAUCAGUAAUAAGUUAAACAAUUAUGUUUUCUUUGUAAUUCUAAAAACACAAUUUGACAAAAUUCAAUUUUUAACAAUUUUAUAGAGUUAAAUUUUGUAUUUAAUAAAAACAGAUUAAACCACCCAAUAAUGUAACUUAUCCAAGUUACAAAAUUGUAAAUACAAAUUUUUUAAUAUUAAGUAAUUUGAUAAUAAUAUUAAUUUCAACUGGGGUACACUAACCUACAGUGUAAUACACUAUAUUGAUUUUUUAUUUUAUUAAGGAACACGAGGUUUGAAAUAACAACGCACUUUCUAAACCAUAUGUAAUAUAGUUACAUAAAAGCUAUUCAAAAUUAUAAGGUCGAAAUAAAUCAAUAAAUACCUAUAGAUAAUCUUUUAUAUAUAUAUAUCAAUUUUAAUUGCUAUCAUUUAAUACACAUAAAAAUAUGUAUUAUAAUAAGUUACAGCCAUUAUAUGCAAGUAUAAAGUAUAUCAUAGAGAUUAUAUUAUCAUCUCGGAUGCAAUAAUAUACUUAAUAUUAUAUUUUACCAUUAUUAGUAUUAUUUACUAUUGAUAAUUAAAAGCGUAGAUACAUCUUUGAUUCUGAGUAAUUUAAACUUUAAAAGAUCAUUUAGGUUAUAAAAUAAAAUUUAUACAUGCCAUUUUGUAUAAAACAUCGGACAGAGUAUUAGAAUUACAACCAUUAUUAUGACGUAUGCAUGUUCACUAUAUAAACGGUUGAGUAAUGUGUUAAAUGUAAUCUAUGAUAAAAAAAAAUUAAAUUUCUUACCUACCUAAAUAUAAAACUAAUGACAAAUGAUUAAAUUGUCUAAAAUAAAUAACAUUGUACGAGUAUUAUUUCCAAAUGCUAAUUAAUUAUUAUCGUACAUGUAAUACGUACCUAUUAUAUCGAAUAGAACUAUAGACUACACCAGUUUGAUUUGAGUCGCCCUGAAUUAUUUUUAAUAACUACCAUUUUAUUCAACUAGAAUAUCGCCAGAAUUUAAUUGUAACAGAAAUGAUUGUUAUACGAAGAUGUCACACUAACAUUUGCUGUCUCCAUCUGUCUAAUAGGCAAUAUUGCAAAAAUGUUUUUUUUUUUUUUUAUUUCUAAUAGUCCUAAAAAAUUAUUUUAAAAACCAAAUAUUCUUCUUUCGAGUAUUGCUAAUUUGCCUUCGUCUCCUUUAGUCGUUGGCCAUGUUUCACACGCAUAUAAAAGGACUGGUCUGAUAAUUACCUUGUAUAUUGUAAUUUUUGAUUUGAGUGAUAUACUCGUUACUCCGUAAUAGCAUUUAUUUGCUGCAGUUAGUCUUAUUUUAAUUUCAUCGUGAUUAUUAUUUUUGCUAUUUAUUGUAACACCCAGNAUUUGUAAUCCAAUGUCUUUGCUGUUUAUUAUUAGUUCUUUGGUUCCUGCUUUGACUUCUUGACUGUCUGAUCCCAAUAUGAUAAUAUCAUCUGCGUACGCUAGUACUCCGCAUUGUCUUCUGUAUUAUAACCACAUAAAGGUAUUAAAGGUAGAAUAUUAUUGUUCUUUAAGUACCUAUUUUCUAGGUGUAUUAAAAAUAAACUGCACGACUAUUUUAAUACCAAACAAUAUUACUGUGAGUAUAAAUAUUUUUAGAUUUUGAGCAUAUCGAAGAAUGUAUGGGUUCGUUGUGAUGUGUGUUUUUUUUUUCUGUCUGUAUUAUUAUUUAUUAGAAAUUUUGCUCCGAUCAAGUGUACCGUCUUUUCUAAAAGUAAAUUUUGUUUAGUUGGUGCACGUUUGGAGAAGUCAUUUUUUAUUUUCCUUGUAGUUUUCUUAAUAGUUGACUUAGGACUUUCUCUCUGGGACCAAAGUUCUAUUUAAAAAGCUUAGGGCGUUACAGUUCAACAAUUAUGAAAUGCGAACAAUAUUGGAACAAUGGACGGUUGAUAGCAUACGAUAUGAUGUAAUAUAAUGUGCCAUAAUUAAAUAAACAUAAAUGUGUAUAUUUGUAUGUAGAUGCCACACGCAAAUCUAUCGUUCCUACAUAUCACGCACGUUUCUGUAAAAAUUUUAAGUAUAAUCUGAUUAGAAAUAUUAUGUGUUAUAAUUAGAUAGGUAACUAAAUUGAUGACAAUCAACCGAAAUAAUAUGUAAUAAUAUAUGCAUUGUUAUAAAAAGUAUUGUGUUUCUAGAUAUUAGUAUAGGUGUAUGAAAAACAGAAUCGUUUAAAUAAAUACAAUAUGUAUGUAAAAGGUAUACAACACAUAUUGUAUUAUUGUGUAACAAUAAUAAAAAUAAAUGUAUCAAUUUUGUCCCGGUAGUAAUACAUUAUGCAUUUAUACAAAUUUAUCUAUACUGACGCAUAAACCGUGAGAAAUAAUAAUUAUUUAUUUGGGAGCUGUACGAUUUUCGUCUGGUGCAAUGACAUUUUUCACUUUUAUUUCUUAUCACCUGUUUUCGGGAUUGUUAUAAUUCGGUUACAACCCAGAUUAUUUCUUAUAAAUUAUAAAAUACGUUUUUAGUUCAAAUCUUUACCUUUGCUACUUUAUUUGGCAUUCGGAUUCGUAUUCCAGUAUUUAUUUUCUAGAAGCAAGGAAUGUAUUGGUUUUAAAAUUAUGUUUAUUUGUUAUUAUAUUUUUUUUUAUUUUUUUUUAUGUACAUACAUAUAUAUUUACUGUAUACAAAAUUGUUAUCAAAAAUAUUACUCCUAUUUUCAAGUGUAACAACCCUUCUGAAAGGAAAUUUUAUCUAGUUAGUACUUUAGAGGUUAUUUUUUGAUUUUCCAAGCGGUUUUCAUAAUAAUAGGAAAAACGUGAAAAUCUACGAAAAUAAUGAAUUUAUUAUUUUCGAUUUUGUUUUUUAGUUGUAACUCAGCUAAAAAUAUUCGUAGGGCAGAAAACUUUUAUUUACUUUUUCUAAACGUGGUAAAAUUUUCAAAACAUUUGUGCAAUUUGGAACUAUUUAUAAACAAUUUAAUUUUGCGAAUUUUGUACAUAAUAUCUCGUAGGUAAAAUUGACCAAACAGGAAUGCUUGAAAAUUUAAUAUGAAGUUUACUAUAAAUCGUAAUGUGUGAUAAAAUAGAAAAAAAAAAUGAGUAUGGUGUAGAAAGUUUUUUUUGUAAGAAUUUUUAGUAUUACAUAUUGACGAAAAUCAUAAAUAAUACGGCCUUUCAAAACAUGUAUAACCAAACUCCGCUUAGAAUCGUUUUUAAUUAGCAAUGAUUAAUCGUUACAUACUAAUAUACAUUAAAUUCCCCUCUACAUCCUAUAUUCCCAACUUCCCAUCUACAACAGUGACCCACCAGUCGUGCAAAGCUUGUCUGUCUUUUAUUUUAUUUUUUUUUAAAUCUAUUGCAGUAAAAAAAAUCUCUCUACCUACCAUACGCGUCCCCCGUCUCAUUUCUUACUUCAUCAUUAUGUUGUAGCAGACCGCAGUAUUGUACGUGCCAUUGUUAUUUCUUUGUAUCAACUAUUGUUGCCGAGGUAACGAUUCUUGGUCUAGAGGUCACGAAAAUGUUUUCCAUUUUAGACCGAAAAGGUGUGAUACGAAUUUGCCAGUUUUUAAAUGUAAUCGAUUCUCCAUUCCCACGAUGAUACACGCGACUAUACCAAGUAUAGUAUAAUAAUAUUGUGGAUACUAUAACAAAUACUCAUAGCCUUAUUCGGGCGCGAAUUGUGCAGAACCACAUGCCCCCUUCCCCCCAUAUAAUUUUCUCCACUCGAUUUUUACUUAAUAUGAAUUUUUAAUUAGGAAGUUAUGAUUCUAUCAUAAUACAAUAGAUACCUAUAUCACUAAACAAAUAAAUUAUAAAUAAUUUGAUUACAACAUUUCAAGUUAUCAUCAUCAUUGAUUGUUUUGCAUUACACGAUAUUUUAGCACUUUCUAAACGUUAUUUUCAAAAUAUUUCGGCGCUUUUUGAAGUGUCCGAAUUUUCAACAAUUGUAGUUUAUUUUGCAAUCACAAAAUGACGUACGUAUUUUAAUUUAUCACUGAUUUAUCAUCGCGUACAGAUAUAAAUUAAAUAUCCCUAUAUUAUGUGUAUCUAUCUUACAUUUCCAACUUACAACAAUGGGCCGGCCCGUGGUACAAAGUAUGUCAGGUAUUUUUACAUUUGAUUUAUUAUUAUAAUUUGUUCCAAUUAUUGUUGAAAUUUCCCCUAGAAAUUAUGUAGCACCCCAUGCCCUUUUCAUACCGAUCCGUACCUAUAACCUUAUCGUUUUCACCUCAAAAACAAUACAUUCGUAUGAUAUAAACGUUUUAAUAAUAUGACAGUAAAUUGUAUUCAAGUAGUAGGUAAACAAUUGAUUUGAAAUAUUCGAUACUUAUUAUUAACAUUAAAAAAAAAAAAAAAACAGUACUUUUAUUCUUAAUUGAAAACUGCUCGAAUACCGGUAUCUAUCUAAUUAUAAAUUCUUAUAAGCUCGGUAGGUACUUAGUAAACUAUUUAUUUUAUACAUAAAAGGUAACUAGAAAUAAGAUAAUUUUUUUUAUUAAGUACGAUUAUAAGUAUUUAUAUGGAAAUUAAAUUAAGACAUUAUAAUAUUAUAGUACAAUUGUUAAAAAUUUACGUUAUGCAGGUAUAUUACAGAAAUUCGCUAUUAUAAAUUGAUACGCGUUUUGUCCAUGUUAUUAUGUAUAAAUGAUUUCAAAAUUUUAAACUCGAAUACUAUUAUCUAAUGAAUAAAGGUGUGCUGGGUAUACAAUUUAAAAAAAAAAAAAUUCCUCGUUAUUUCAAGGUCAACGCUUUUCAUUAUGAUUUUUUAAUUGUACCACGAAAAAUUAAUACAAAUUAAAAUUCUAUUUAUUUGAACAUCAGUGGUGUGUAGUUAAUUAGUAAAUAUUUGCUUUAUAUAAUGUUAAAUCCAUUAUUGCUAAUAUAAUAAUAAAACUCAAAAUUUUCACAACGAAUUGACAUUUGUCUAAUUAAUUUCAUUGGACAUCGAUAAAAUACGUGUAAUAUUACACGUUGAUUUAAAUGAUAGUAAAUGAUUGGGUUGAAAAGGUUGUUUUACUACAUUAAAUAGUUACACAUAUAAAUAGAGGUACCUAGACAGUUUUUUUUUUCUCGUUCAACAGAAAUUUUACACAAACUAGUAGAGGUAUGUAAUCAUUUUAUUAUAACGACAACGAAUAAUAAUUGUUAUCAUUAUCAUUGCAUACAUCCUUGUACACAUAUUACUCCUCGUUGUCUGCUAUUAUCUCGUAUUUGUAGUCCAUUAUUUAACAAUAUCAUUACGCCGGUUAAUUAAAAUUCUCCGAGUUAACCCAUUACAGUCUCUGUAAAUAGUGGUUUUUAAAUAAUUCGCUUAAUACGAUUAAAAAUACGUAAUUUUACUUGGUUUUUUUUAUUAUUAUUUCAAUUUCUCUGCGUGUCGUGUUAAAUUAUUCCGCGCGUGCAUUUAUGUAUUAACGAUUCCCUCCUCCUCCCCAGUGAUUACCUGUCGCCGUCAGUUUUUCUAUGCGCGUAUUAAACUUGCGUUUAUUUUCGUUUUUGUUUGAAAAUUUAAAAUUUAUCCGAUGCCACGUUAUGGAUUUAUUGAGUUUUAUCGAUUUUUAUUCGUGCGUACCUAAUUAAAUGCCGUUGUUAUUUCAUAAUAACAGCAAUUAUUUAUGAUAUAAACAUUUAUGUUUAGAUGAUACGAAAAAAAAAACAAAUUAUUCUGUGUACAGUAACUAGUUUUUCAAGGUUAUGUUAGUUAAUCGAAUUUCAAUUGUUAACAUGUUUAAACACGGCUUAGAUUCCGUGUGUACGCGGCGAAGAAGCUGUUUGUUUUUCAUUGUCGCGUGAUUUUCAUAAUAUUAUCCGUAGGUAUUGAGUUUUUUUCGUGGAUCUUUUUUUUUUUUCUACUCGUUGUUCGGGUGUACUAGCGUUGUUACCCUGCUACAUAGUCAUCGAAAGCGGCGCAAUCCACACGAAACCUCCCCCUCCCCCUCCCCCAAAAACAGUCCACCGUCUCGAUACAUUUUUUUUUUUUUUUUUACUCUCUUCUAUUAAUUACCUACCUGACUAUUAUUAUUUCCGUCAAAUCAUAACGCGUUCCAAAUUACGCCCGGUUUGGCAUAUUUAUCGGUCUAAAAAUAAUCCAUUAUAUACAGGUACCGACAAUGCGCAUAGGUUAUUAUAAAUAUAAAGCGCGUUUUCGCGUGGAGGAUCCGGCCAUCGACUCUGGCAAAACCUCAACGCGGCGCUCGCGCGCGAUUUUCGGAUACGUUUUCGCGAAAACAUUGCCAAAACGCCCGGCGUUCGGCGCGAAAAAAAAAACGGAUUUUCGCUCGCGUUACCAACGGUCCUGCAAUAACGUCGCGUUAUCCGUGGUAACGUCGCGUGUAUUAAUGCGCAGUGCGUCGCGGCGGCGCCGUCGACUGAUCGGUUCGGCGUACCGCCGACGUCCCGUGUCCGGAUGUUAUUUUUCGCGUCCGGCGAUUGGGCCGACGGAACGGACGGCACAGACACGAGGCACAAUGACAAUACGAGUUGGCGAGUCGGUCGAGCGGGGUGGUGCGAUUUCGGUUGAAUUUCGGUGCUUGGGCUUGUGGCUUUAAGACAAUAACGUUAUUAGAAAAAAAAAAAAAAAUUACAAUAAUAAUAAAGUUUCGAACUUUUUGUUCUAGGUAAAGCGAAGUGGCGAUUACUUAGAAGUUUUGAAAUUUCUAAAAAUUAAACCGCAUGGAAACCACGUCUGCAUACUACGCACACCUUAAGAACUACGAACACAAUCACCGCGGCGACGGUGAACGUAGUAGUCUGGCCAUCAAGAACAACACCUCGAGAAGUAGCCGCAUGAGGAGAACCGGUGUGAGAAAACGCAGGAGUAAACAACACGAGCUGACGGAAUGGCGGACAACGUUAAUACAGUCGACCCAGAAGUCAAUAUCAUUUUGUUAAGUGUAAAUAGCCUUAUUCCUCAAACUAGUGAUCUCUAUAAUAAUAACAAUAGCAGUAAUAAAGAUAUUAAACUAAGCCCGGAACAGUCCGAAAAACCGUCGUUAGCGUCGGAUAACGGCGGCGGUGACGACGAAGCCGAAGACGGCAACGAAGACGACGACGAAGAUGAUAAAAGUAAUAGCGAUCGAAUUAUCAAGACAAGCGACAAGACCACCGCGGACGGUGUCGCCAAAAAUCACGUAACGUUCCACAAGGAUGAGCCGGCCAACGUCAAUGGCUGCUGUUCCAGACACCAUCAACGCGGUACUGGCGUUCAAGAUUCGCCGUACACUUCGUACACGACCACCGAUUCGGACGAGUCCUCGUCAUCCGAUUCGUCCGACUUGCUGAACCGCGCCCCUGAUGGUGGUUGGGGAUGGGUGGUGGUGUUCGCGUCCUUCAUGGUCAACAUGAUCGCGGACGGAGUCACGUUUUCGUUCGGCGUCAUAUUCAUCGAGUUCGAGAAGUACUUCGACGAGGGCAAGAGCAAAACCGCAUGGAUAGGGUCCUUGUUCAUGGCUGUGCCGCUGCUGUCCGGGCCCAUCGCCAGUUUCCUGACCGACCGGUACGGCUGCCAGAAGGUCACAAUCAUCGGUUCGAUAGUGGCGUCCGCCGGGUUCGUUAUGUCCGCGUUCGCCGACUCUCUGUUCACGUUGUUCAUUACAUUCGGUCUCAUUUCCGGUUUCGGACUAUCCCUUUGCUACGUCGCGGCCGUCGUCAUUGUCGCCUACUAUUUUGACAAGAAACGGUCCUUGGCCACCGGCCUGUCGGUUUGCGGCAGCGGUAUCGGUACGUUUAUCUUUGCCCCGCUCAACCACGAGUUGCUCAGCUAUUACGGCUGGCGCGGAUGCACGCUGAUACUGGCAGGGCUGUUUUUGAACUUGUGCGUGUUCGGUAUGCUAAUGCGAGACCUGCCGUGGACCAAGGAGAAGGCUCAGAACGAGUGGAAAAAGAAGAAAGACGCCCGACUCCAGAAACGGCGUCUCAAGUCCACGGCCAGUUAUGAUAGGCAUUCCCAACACACACAGUUACAAUCGUCGCCAACGACCGGCAGCAGUAAAGACGAAGUCGAACAAAUGUUCCAAGAAGAUUUGGGCAUCCAUGACAACAGAGGUUUACCAGACACUACCAAAGAUUUGAGACUAUGCAAUUCUCUUGUAAAUUUACCCACUUUUGUAAAAAAUCAUGAAAAUGUUCCUGUAGAAGUACUCGAAGCUCUCACUCAGAAAAAGCAACUAUAUUCUGUGCUUGUUCAAAACUAUCCGAGUUUGUUAAUACAUUCUAAGAGUUUUAGCGACAGUGGGCGCAUAAACGAAUCGGUAAAUAUUAAUAUUUUUAUUUCCAUACUAUAAUGUUAUUAUCUCAAUUAAUUGAGAUAUAAUAUAUCUUUAUAUAAUUUCUGAUUUACUUUAUUCGAUUAUUUUCAUAAUACAAAAACUGAGUUCUGAAUAAUAAUAUUUUAAAAUUUUGUGUUUAAAGGGUAACAUGUCACCAACACAAGGUUUGCACAUUAAUCAAAUUGUUAGUAUUCAAAAACUGAUGGAAAAUCAAGGAAGUAAAUUAGAAGUUAAUAAUGCUAAAUGUGAUAAAGUAGAUGUAGUACAAACAAACAAUGGUACGAAUGUUGUUUUAAAAAACAAUGAUUACAAUAAUUGGUGGAUGAAAAAAGAGUGCAACCAACAAGUUAAACGUCUUCAAACUGCAUACCUUCAAGAUAUUAAAAUUCAUAGGUGAGUAUUUCAUUUAGGCUGAAGAGUGAAUUUUGUAACAUUUUGGAUAAAGCAUAAAUGUUGUAUGGUACAGAAUGUGUGACAGUAGUCUAAAUAUAGAUUAAUUGAAUAAGAGUGUUUUUUGAAUGAGAAUAAUUAUAGAGAAUUAAGUAUGGAAUGAUUUUAUUAGAGAAAGCAUAGUUCAGUGGUUGAUAUGAUAAGAGAGAAUAGAUUGAUGUGUGUUGAACAUGUGAUAAAAAUGGAUGAGCCAUAGGCUCUAAGACAAGGUUUAUAAUUGAAUGUAGAUGGAAGAGGAAAAGAGAAAUACCUAAAAAGAAACGGCUCAAAAAAAAAUACACAAUUAAGAGUGUAUUAUUAGGACUCGGAAAUAUUUAAAGAUAAUAUAGCAGACUGAAUUAAGUGGACAUUUAGGACCAAUGUGACUGAUCCCAAAUUAAUGAGAGUUUGAGAGGAGGUGAGGGAGAAAAUGGAAAAUAUUAAAUUAUCAAAUUAGUUUUAUUUGAAAUAUUUAUUACAGGCAUUCAUUAACAUAUAGAGGAGCUAUGCUCAAUAUAAACAGAUACAGAUUAAGAGCUUCUUCUUGUCCAAAUAUAUAUCGGAACUCUAUGACAACAAUUGCCAAAGAAAAGCAUGAAGUAUAACAACUAAUAUGAUAAAUAAUGUGAUUUAUAUGUUACAUGUUUUUAAUAAAUUUUAAAAAUAGUGGUCAGCUGGACUCUGGGAAUUGUGGUACCUACUGCUUGAUAUGAUGGAUUUUUCACAUUUCAAAAAUAUACCAUUCUUAUUGUUUGCCAUAUCAAAUUUUCUUUUAUAUACCUGGUAUGAUGUACCAUAUGUUUACAUUGCUGACUUGGCUAUUAUGAAAGGACAUUCUGAUGAAGAUGCAUCGUACCUAAUCAGUUUGAUUGGAAUACUGAAUAUGUUUGGAGAGGUAAAUAAAAUUAUAUAGAUGACUAAAACUAUUAAAUGACUUCAAUUUUGUUUUAAUUUUGUUCUUUAGAUAUGGUUAGGUUGGGCUGGAGACAAAGCUUGGGUUAAUGCAAACAUGGUAUAUGCAGUCUCAAUGGUGCUCUGUGGUUUUGUUAUUGCAAUAGUUCCACUGUUUGGUAGUUAUUUAAGUUUAGGCGUUUUGUCUGGUUUCUUUGGUCUAUUCAUUUCUGCAAAUUACUCAUUCACCUCAAUUAUAUUAGUUGAAAUCAUUUCUUUAGAACGAUUUACCAAUGCUUAUGGUGUUUUAUUAUUGGUGCAAGGAAUUGCUAAUUUGAUUGGACCACCUUUAGCUGGUUAGUUAUAUAAUCAAAAAACAGUAAUGCCUGAUUUGAAUAUAUUGAUAAUUUAGUAUUGCAUAAAAAUGAAUACAUUGUUUUUUUUUUUUUAGGUGGCCUAUAUGAUAUAACAAAAAGUUAUGACUUAUCAUUUUAUCUAGCUGGUUUCUUCAUCGCCAUAUCUGGUUUAUUGUUAUUUGUUCAUCCAAUAAUAAAAAAAAUGGAACGAUAUAGAAGAAAACAAAAGUUAUUGAAUAAUCACAAAAAUAAGAUAAUGACCAUAGCUUCAAAUUGCCAGAAGUAAUUUUAUUUUUUUAUUAUUGUUUAAAACGUAUAUGAAUAAUUAUGAUCAUUGCAUUUUAUCUUUAACUAUUAUUUGUAAGGUCAUCUAUUACAUUAAGAGUAAUAUACAUAAUUUCAUAAUUAUUCCUAUAAUGUUCUGGAGUUUUAAUUGUAUCUUAAAUAAUUAAGACACUAUUUAUUAAGCAUAACUCAGAACGCAAUUUCAUAAAAAAAAUGUAUUUACUUGGUUAUUUAAAAUACAGUAUAAUCUAACAAAUAUUGCUCAUCUAGAAUUGUUUUACUGUAGUUAAUUACUGAACAUUCAAAUAUUUUAUCAUCAAUUAUUUAGGUUAGUAUUAAAAAUUUUACUCAGCCAGUAUUCAGUACCCAGUUUUGUAACAAAAUCUACCUGGAACAUCUUUAAAUUUUAAUUUAAAAAAAAGUAUCAAAGUUAAUUUUUUUUUCAAUGUUUAAUGAAUAAUUUGUAUACUAUAUAUAUUUGUAUACAAGGAUCCAUUUGAAGUGCAUUCAUUGUCUCUGAAAGUAUUAACUUUUUUCAGAAUUUGUUUUCUAGGACAUUAGAGAAACAAGCACCUCUACAGUUUUAUAUUUAUGUUGUUUUUUGAAGUAAAACCGCUACCUACAUUUAAUUUUCAAAUAGCAACCUAUAUAAGGAAGUCCAUAAAGAGAUUAAGUAUUAGUUGAAAUAAAUUUUAGAGUUAACACUUGUUUUCCGUCAAACCAUUGACAAGAUAUUCCACUUUUAAGUUUGGGUUGGAGGAGAGUAGUGGUACAUAAUUAACAAACUACACACUGUUCCACCACACAAAUAAUACUCUACUACUCUCCUCGAACACAAACUUAAAAAUGGAUUAUCUCGUCAACGGAUUGACAGAAAUCCAAAAUUUCAACACUAAAAUUUAUUUCGAAUUAAUACUUUAUUUAUAAAAUUUGUAUGUAUAUUGUUAUUUAAAAAUCAAAAGUAUUUAGUGGUUUUACCACCUAAAAUAAGGAUGACAAAAAAUAACAUACAUAUAAAAUUGUAGAACUGCUUGUUUCUUAAAUGUUCUAGAAAUCAAAGUCCGAAAAAUGUUAAUACUUUCCGAGAUAAUGAGUGGCUCACUUAAAUGGAUCAUCUUGUAUUAUAAACUGCAAAACUGUAUAUACAAUUUUCUUAAUUGUUAAUCAGAUUAUUUUAGUAUUUAUAAUAUAGUUUUGUUUUAUUUAAAUAUUAUAUGUUGUUGAUUUUUAUUAUGUUUAGGUGUGCAGCAAUUGAAGGUGAUGUUUUAUAUCCAUCUAAAAGACGUUUAAGUUUGGCAACAAGUGUUUAAAUAGUAAAUAAAUACCAUAAACAAACUAAAAUACAUUUAUUAAAUUACGGGGUUUAUAUUUGAAACUAAUUUGAUACCUCAUUUUCAAUUGUAUGAAGAUUGUAUUUGUUGUUUAAGUGUAUAAUAUUAUUAUUAUAUUUAUUAUUUGUAAUGGAUUUUUUUUUUUAAAUUUAUUUACGAAAUGACAAUUAUAAAUAAUAAAAAUUUUAAAUAUUUUUUUCAUUUUAAAACAAUUAUUAUAACAAUAAAAAUAUAUAGUGAAUAGUUUUUUACAAGCCAAUAUUAUGUGGCCAUCUAGAUUUAAAAUUUUCUAUGAACCUUAACCUUACCAUUAUAUUAGCUUUUUGUUAUAAUAUAUAUUUAAUAGUAGUUAAUCAGAAAAGCACAAGAAGUUAAGUUUAGAAUUAUUUAACAUAUUUUAUUCAAUGUAUACGUGUCUUUUAAUGCAUAGAUAUUUUACUAUUAUAUCAACAGAUCAUAUUAAAAUGGUUUAAUAGUUGUAAAAAAUUAUAAACUCGUUGAACAAAAUAUUUGGCCUCUUCUCUAUAAUUUCAUUUUAUAGAUUAUGUACAAAUUUAUUAUAUCUAAUAAUGAAUUUGCAUAUCUUUCAAAAUUUUUUUAUUAAUAUAUAAUCCGUUCAGUACCUUACAGUUAAUAAUUUUUACUAAAUUGAUGUCGUAGUAACUUGUGAUAAUAAUUAUUAUUUAUAGUAAUAUAGCCAUUUAAACAUCAUACACCCACAAAUAUAUUGCACUUAUACAAUGUGCAUGUGUGUGUAUGGUUGUGAAAAAUUAUUAAUAACAUAUAACAAAUUUAUAUUUGAAUUUGUUUAAUUUAAAACAUAUAUAAUUACUCAUUUUCUUAAUAUUACAGCUGUAAUAAUAUUGUAAAUUUAAUAUGUUAUAAAAUUAUUUUUUUAAAGACUGCUAUUUAGAUUAAAUUUAUGUUUGUGAUUUUAAUGGCAUUAAGAAUUUUCUUUAGUAGCAAAUUAAAAUUAGUUAGUCUAUUUGUAAUUAGUUCAAUUGAAUAUUAUUAUGUAUACUACAAAACUGACUGAUAUAGUUUUUUUUAUUAUGUAUAUAUAUAUAUAUAUAUAUGUAUAUGUAUAUAUAUGUAUAUAUAUAUAUAAAUAUAUAUAUGUAUAUAUAUAUAUAAAUAUAUAUAUUAUAAUAUUAAUUGUUAAUAAUUUUAUUUAUUUUAUGAUGUAUUUAUGUUAAAAAUUCUUUAACUAUGUUUUUAAAUGCAUUACGUUGAC
Cinara cedri is the source of this 21856-nucleotide messenger RNA. NCBI's taxonomy places the organism in Eukaryota, Metazoa, Arthropoda, Insecta, Hemiptera, Aphididae. The record is from the annotation of a GenBank genome assembly.